UUCCUCCGCUCCGCCCCGGCGCGCCCCGCCGGCCCGCCCGCCUGCCCGCCGGCCCCAGGCAGCACUCGCAGGCAGCGGCGCCGCGGCCGGCGGCCGAGUGGGGAGAAUGCGGCGGCGCUCGCGGAUGCUGCUGUGCUUCGCCUUCCUGUGGGUGCUGGGCAUCGCCUACUACAUGUACUCCGGGGGCGGCUCCGCGCUGGCCGCGGGCGCGAGCGGCGGUGCGGGCAGGAAGGAGGACUGGAACGAGAUCGACCCGAUUCAAAAGAAAGACCUGCACCACAGCCACGGGGACGAGAAAGCACAGAGCGUGGAGACCCUCCCUCCAGGGAAGGUGCGAUGGCGGGACUUCAACCAGGAGGCGUACGUUGGAGGGACCAUGGUCCGCUCCGGGCAGGACCCCUACGCCCGCAACAAAUUCAACCAAGUGGAGAGCGAUAAGCUGCGGAUGGACAGAGCCAUACCUGACACCAGACACGACCAGUGUCAGCGGAAGCAGUGGCGGGUGGAUCUGCCGGCCACCAGCGUGGUGAUCACGUUCCAUAAUGAAGCCAGGUCGGCCUUGCUGAGGACAGUGGUCAGCGUGCUGAAGAAGAGCCCGCCCCACCUCAUAAAAGAAAUCAUCUUGGUGGACGAUUACAGCAACGACGCGGAGGACGGGGCUCUCUUGGGAAAAAUUGAAAAAGUGCGGGUUCUCAGAAAUGAUCGGCGAGAAGGCCUGAUGCGCUCACGGGUCCGGGGCGCCGACGCGGCCCAGGCCCGGGUCCUGACGUUCCUGGACAGCCACUGUGAGUGCAACGAGCACUGGCUGGAGCCGCUGCUAGAGAGGGUGGCCGAGGACAGGACUCGGGUCGUGUCACCCAUCAUCGACGUCAUCAACAUGGACAACUUCCAGUACGUGGGGGCAUCCGCUGACUUGAAAGGCGGUUUCGACUGGAACUUGGUGUUCAAGUGGGAUUACAUGACGCCUGAGCAGCGGAGGGCCCGGCAGGGCAACCCCGUCGCCCCCAUAAAAACGCCCAUGAUCGCUGGAGGGCUGUUCGUGAUGGAUAAGUCCUACUUUGAAGAGCUGGGGAAGUACGACAUGAUGAUGGACGUGUGGGGAGGCGAGAACCUGGAGAUCUCCUUCCGCGUGUGGCAGUGCGGAGGCAGCCUGGAGAUCAUCCCCUGCAGCCGCGUGGGGCACGUGUUCCGGAAGCAGCACCCCUACACUUUCCCCGGGGGCAGCGGCACUGUCUUUGCCCGUAACACCCGCCGGGCAGCAGAGGUCUGGAUGGACGAGUACAAAAAUUUCUACUAUGCAGCAGUGCCUUCCGCCCGAAACGUCCCUUAUGGCAAUAUUCAGAGCCGCCUGGAGCUUCGGAAGAAACUCAGCUGCAAGCCGUUCAAGUGGUACCUUGAGAAUGUCUACCCAGAGUUGAGGGUCCCCGACCAUCAGGAUAUCGCUUUCGGGGCUUUGCAGCAGGGAACCAACUGCCUGGACACUUUGGGGCACUUUGCGGACGGUGUCGUUGGAGUGUACGAGUGUCACAAUGCCGGGGGGAACCAGGAGUGGGCCCUGACCAAGGAGAAGUCGGUGAAGCACAUGGACUUGUGCCUGACCGUGGUGGACCGGGCACCCGGCUCGCUCAUAAAGCUGCAGGGCUGCCGAGAAAACGACAGCAGACAGAAAUGGGAGCAGAUCGAGGGCAACUCCAAGCUGCGGCAUGUGGGCAGCAACCUGUGCCUGGACAGCCGUGCGGCCAAGGCGGGCGGCCUGAGCGUGGAGGUGUGCGGCCCUGCGCUGUCCCAGCAGUGGAAGUUCUCACUCAACCUGCAGCAGUAGCGGCUUUGCGGCGGCGGCCGCCUCCUGCCCCGUGGGCCACGUCGGAUGGUCGGUCAGCUUGUCGAUCGUGUCUCUCAAACUGUCCGUGAAACUAUAUACCUCAGUAUUCCAUCAAGGUCUGAAGGUCGGAGCCCAGCUGCAAGGCCCGAGGGCCGCGUGGGCGAGGACGUGGCGAGGAAGGAGUACUGCCCCCCUCAAGUCGCAGGACGCAGCCAGGCCCCCUUUCCGGAGGCCACGGCUGCCCUUCCCAGCUUCCCCCCGGGCCUCGCUCAGACUGAGGGGCGUCCCCAGCGACCACGGAGGCGUGCGGACAGGGGACUCGGAGAGGGAAGGGGCACGGGCCGCUCCGUCGCAGCAGCGAGACCAGCGCCGCACAGCUCCACUGCCGGCCUGUGGCGGCCGUACGUGGUGCCUGGGCCACCAGCCGUCGGUCGCCCCGCAGGCUUCCGUCUUCCUCCCUCCCCGACCCCCGGCGCCCAGCCACAGGGGGUCGGGGAAGCUGGCCCUGUGCACAGCGUCCGCCCGUGUUUGAUACGAACUUCUCCGUGGUGGGACGCCACAUAUAAAUACAUGUAAGGAGAGCGCGUGCGGUCAGUCCCCUCUGGUUUCCGUAGGUCGUCCUCAUGUAAAUUCCCCAUGAAGCAGUGCGUGGCCGUGUGGAGGAGCAGGCGUGGCCGCUGCCCCUGGGGGCGGCCCCCGCGUGAGCGGGGCCACCGGCCAGCGGGGCCUUCCUGGGCGGCACGCCUCUGUUUGGCUUUGGCCUGGGAGUCGGUCGCUGCUGUGUGUUGGAGUCCACGUUCUGUGCCCUUGGUAGCUGUAAACCUGGACGGGUUGCUUAUUUUGACACAUACUGCUUUAGGUCUUUUUAAAUUAAAUUUCUUUUCUCAAAGGAAAAAAAAAACCAGUCCCAUAGCUCCCAGUGACUGUCAGAAGCUGUCACAGGCUGGUGCCAGGCUGAUCGUGCGAGUCCUGCUGUGCCAGCGGCGCCGUAGAGGGCCUGAGGCCCCAGGACCGGCCCUGCCUGCUCCACCCCUCCCCACCGGGGCGCCGUGGGAGCUCCGGCCGAGCACCAGGAAGGGUGGGAGCCAGCACUGCCAGCCCGCGGGUGCCGGGGCCUCGGGCCUGGAGCAGCAGCCUGUGGUCGAAGCAGAAGUCAGCGUGAGCCACAGACAGUCGCGAACUAAAAGUAGCAACAGGAGGAAACACCUGGGCGACCACCUGCGUGCCCGGCGACGUUCCCGCAGAGCCCUCCUUGCCUUUGAGGUGUCCCCACCUGCAGCGACCAGCCCCAGAGCAGGGCUGCUUGGUCAUUCUGGCCGCGGCCCCCUUGGCCCAGCCCUCCCACGCAUGCCCGGUCUCCAAGGGGCCGGCCAUGCUGGGCAGCCCACGAGCUCCACGCAGCGGGGCCUGUGUGCUGAGCGCAUCUUCAGGCCCCUCCGGAGGCGCUGGGAGGUCACAGAGUGAGAGUGGUCCCAAAGACCCUGCUGGGUUGACACUGCCAGUGCCACCCGGCCCCUCGCGUUUCUUUGAGGAAAGGGGACACUGUUGCUCUUUCCUCCUCUGCCCGAGUUUGCUCUGGCGGUGGGGACAGAGCGUGGCUCGGUGCCUUUGUCCUCUGUGCUCCUCUGUUGUACGCCCGGCCGGGCAACCAGGCACCCGCCAGUGGCGGGGGUGGCCGGGGCUGGGUGAACUCACACCGUGACGUCCUCAGAGGCUGAGCUGGAUGGUGGGUCUGCCCCUGGGUAGAGGCUUAGGUCCCUGUGCGAGGCUGUUGAAUCCAGGCGCAGCUGGAGCCCUCAGCCCGGCACCUGGCCUCUGUCGUCGGGCCUGUCCCCUGUGAGCGAUUACUGCUGUUAGAGAAACCCGCUGACGGAAAACAAAUUGUCAUAGGGUCCCCACGGUCCUCCGCCCACACCCCCACCCAACCCGCCGUCUAGCCAACCUUGCUCCCUGGGACUGGUACUUCCUGUCCCUCAAAGGGGGGGGGGUCUCUCUGUCCCUGAGCAGGUGCCGUGGCCCCCUGCACGGAGGCCUGGAGCAGAGGCGGGCUGGGAGGGCUCCCAUGAGGCGAGCUAUGUUUACACGACACAGUGUGUGCCAAAGUGACUUACUGUGGUUGCUUUAUUUUGUAGUCACCGGCCCGCCCCGCCCUCCCGCUCCAUUUUUACAAACGCAGACCCGUUCCCAAGAGCCCCCGAGCAACACGGGGCGCGGCCGUCGCCCUCCGGUGACAGCCUUUCUCGUGUCUUUGUAAGCGCUGAGAUGGUGGUGUCUGUGAGUAUGUUUUGCAAAUUCAAAAUAUAGUUUGGUAAUUUUUUUUCCAGUUGAUUUUUUAAAAGAACUGCUGUACAGAGCUUGUACUUUGUCCAUUUUAUAGAUGGAAACCAUCCUUGAAAAUUGUUUAACUUAAAUAAAGAGAAGAUACUUUAUAGAUAA
Artibeus jamaicensis (Jamaican fruit-eating bat) is the source of this 4258-nucleotide messenger RNA. RefSeq names its product polypeptide N-acetylgalactosaminyltransferase 2 (gene GALNT2). The transcript has 16 exons. Gene Ontology annotation, cellular component: Golgi apparatus. The record is from RefSeq and is a predicted model, not a curated record. NCBI's taxonomy places the organism in Eukaryota, Metazoa, Chordata, Mammalia, Chiroptera, Phyllostomidae. Bases 107 to 1822 code for a protein of 571 amino acids.